AUGGUACCUCUUGUUACCGUUUUUUGGUACCGUACUUCUUGUACGUACAAUAACCUUUUCUGGUACCGUACCUUCUAUCACUGUACCUCUUGUACCGUACUUUUUGUUAUUGUACCUCUUGUUACCGUACCUUUGGUACCGUACCUUGGUACCGUACCUUUGGUACCGUACCUUAUCACCGUUGUGGUACCGUAUCUUUUAUUACUGUACUUUACUUGA
This is a messenger RNA of Brugia pahangi, 219 nucleotides long. The record is from the annotation of a GenBank genome assembly. NCBI's taxonomy places the organism in Eukaryota, Metazoa, Nematoda, Chromadorea, Rhabditida, Onchocercidae.